GCGGCCCAGUUUAGCAGUGCACCAGAAUGCCACCCAAUAGCCGCGCCACAGGCACCACGGGAGUGCUCUACGAGGGCGACACCGCACCGCCAACGAGCGUGAUUCAAGCUCUGAAGAAGGGCGGACCCGAUCCGAAUCACAAGCUGGAGCUGGCGUGGCUGAAUAUUACGCUCUUUACGAUCCUCCACGUGUCCUCGGUGUACGGUUUGUGGCUGCUCUUCACAGCCGCCAAGUGGCAGACAUUUCUGCUGUUUCCGGCAGCGCUGGUGCUGACCAUCGUUGGGAUAUCCGGCGGUGCACAUCGCCUGUGGGCGCAUCGCACCUUCAAGGCGAACACGCCGCUGCGGUUGAUCUUUAUGUUCCUGAACACGUUGGCCUUCCAGGAUGCGGUGUACUAUUGGGCACGCGACCAUCGGCUGCACCACAAGUACUCGGAGACGGACGCGGAUCCGUAUAACUCGCAGCGCGGUUGGUUCUUCUCCCACAUCGGUUGGCUGUGCUGCAAGAAGCAUCCGGAUGUCACGCUCAAGGGCCGGGAGAUUGAUCUCUCGGAUCUGCGCAACGACAAGCUGGUGAUGUUCCAGAAGAAGCACUACCUGAUCCUCAUGCCACUCAUUUGCUUCGUGCUGCCCACCGUCGUGCCGAUGUACUACUGGGGCGAGUCCCUCAACUGCGCCUGGCACUGCUUCACGCUGCUGCGCUGGUGCGCCAGCCUCAACAUUGUGUGGCUGGUCAACAGCUCCGCGCACAUGUACGGCAAGCGGCCGUACGACAAGAACAUUGCACCCACCAACGAGGCAUUCCUGAUGUGGUUCCGCGUGGGCGAGGGCUACCACAACUACCAUCACGUCUUCCCCUGGGACUACAAGAGCGCCGAGCUGGGCAAGUACUCGCGGGAUGCCACCACCUACUUUAUUGACUUCUUCGCCCGCAUUGGCUGGGCCUAUGACCUCAAGAGCGUCUCCACGGAGGUGCUGCGUCAGCGCAUCACACGCACCGGCGAUGGCACACAUCCCGUGUGGGGCUGGGGCGACAAGGAUCAGCCGCAGGAGGAUGUGGACAGCACCACCAUAACGCACAGGCGCAAGGAAACUGCAGCCGACAGUUGAAUUUCAGUGGAAAAUUAUCCCUAAAUCGAAAUGUACAUUUGAAAUAAAUUCUAAAAUAAAUUAGAACUCAAACUAGG
This is a messenger RNA of Drosophila subobscura, 1186 nucleotides long. RefSeq names its product acyl-CoA Delta(11) desaturase (gene Fad2). Bases 27 to 1109 code for a protein of 360 amino acids. Gene Ontology annotation, molecular function: stearoyl-CoA 9-desaturase activity; iron ion binding. The record is from RefSeq and is a predicted model, not a curated record. Gene Ontology annotation, biological process: unsaturated fatty acid biosynthetic process. Gene Ontology annotation, cellular component: endoplasmic reticulum membrane. The transcript has a single exon. NCBI's taxonomy places the organism in Eukaryota, Metazoa, Arthropoda, Insecta, Diptera, Drosophilidae.